This is a messenger RNA of Miniopterus natalensis, 1506 nucleotides long. It is a transcript of the gene SCML4, whose product is annotated as Scm polycomb group protein like 4. Gene Ontology annotation, molecular function: histone binding; chromatin binding. Gene Ontology annotation, biological process: negative regulation of DNA-templated transcription. Lineage: Eukaryota; Metazoa; Chordata; Mammalia; Chiroptera; Miniopteridae. The record is from RefSeq and is a predicted model, not a curated record. Gene Ontology annotation, cellular component: nucleus.
UAAUGAGAUGUGUGCAGCGGAGAGCAGGGCUGCCGGAGACUCACUGUGAGCUACUAACACGGGUGGAAGAUUAGCUUUUGCAACACUCGGUUUGCAUGUACCGAAAGUCUUCUGUCUUCCGAGUCAACAUUCCCGGCCUGGUAAAGACCCCGAUCAGGGCUCUGGUGAACGAGCUGUAGCGCCUCUUCUGCCUGCGAACGAUUUGCCACAUCCCUCUGUAAGACUGGCGCCAGCAGAAAUGCAGUCCCAGAGGACCCCCGGGAGGAAGCGAGGCCGACCCCCGCUGCACCCCACGCCCGUGCGGAUGGCGGUCCAUAACCUUUAUUCCGCCUCGCCUGGUCCCUUACCAGCAGUGAAGAUCCCGAAGAAAAGAGGGCGGAAACCCGGGUACAAGCUCAAGUCUCGGGUUCUCAUGACUCCUUUGGCCCUCUCACCUCCGAGGAGUACGCCAGAGCCUGACCUCAGUUCCAUCCCUCAGGAUGCAGCCACCAUCCCCAGCUUGGUGAUCCCACAGGAUCUAACAGUCUGCCUCUACAUCAACAAGCAAGCCAACGCAGGGCCCUACCUGGAGAGGAGGAAGGUGCAGCAGCUUCCCGAGCACUUCGGGCCCGAGAGGCCGUCGGCAGUCCUGCAGCAGGCCGUGCAAGCGUGCAUCGACUGUGCCCACCAGCAGAAGCUGGUCUUCUCCCUGGUCAAGCAAGGCUACGGUGGCGAGGUGGUGUCAGUCUCGGCGUCCUUUGAUGGGAAGCAGCACCUGCGGAGUCUGCCCGUGGUGAACAGCAUCGGGUACGUCCUCCGCUUCCUCACCAAGCUGUGCCGCAGCCUCCUGUGUGAUGACCUCUUCAGCCACCAGCCCUUCCCCAGGGGCUCCAGUGCCUCUGAGGAAGCCCAGGAGAACCAGGAAGGCAGGAUGGAGUCAGCCAAGACAUUCGCCACUGCAGAGUGCCGCCUGGCGACCCCCGCGGGCAUGAGCCGCUACAGCUUGGACCCCGCCACCUCGGCCUUUAGCCACAGGGGCUCCUUGCCCGCCUCCUCCUCGCUGUACUGCAAGAGGCAGAACUCUGGAGACGGCCACCUUGGGGGAGGCCCAGCCGGCACCUCUGGAGGCCCAUCGGCACCUGGGCUGAGGCCCCCAGGCUCCAGCCCCAAGAGGAAUGGGACCUCUCUCGAAGGAAACAGAUGUGCCUCAAGCCCUUCUCCAGAUGCACAGGACAGCAGGCGGCCAAGGAGCCGGAACCCGUCCACCUGGACCGUAGAGGACGUGGUCCGGUUUGUGAAAGACGCUGACCCGCAGGCUCUGGGCCCUCACGUGGAGCUCUUCAGAAAGCACGAGAUUGACGGCAACGCUCUCUUGUUGCUGAAGAGUGACAUGAUUAUGAAAUACUUGGGCCUGAAGCUGGGACCUGCACUGAAACUCUGCUACCACAUUGACAAACUGAAACAGGCCAAGUUCUGAAGGUUUUCAAAAGAUAGAAGCAAAAUCUAGACAGCAGAUCUCAAGAUUAU